UUCAGUGAAUGUAACGUUCUACGGUGCGGAGGUGUGGGUGCCGAGGGUGUCGUGGAUACCGAACAAGCAUUAUUCCGGGGUGUACGGCCUGCUGAAGUUGAUACUGCCGGACGCGAUACGGGAGGAGCGGGUGCUCGUGCUCGACACGGACGUGACGGUUUUGAACGACCUCGGCCUGCUGUGGCGAAUGUUCGACGAGUUCCUGCCCGGCCAGACCCUCGGCCUGGUCGAGAAUCAGAGCAAUUGGUACCUGAAGGCGUUCUCGUACGGCGGCCAGCGGCCGUGGCCGGCGCUCGGCCGGGGUUUCAAUACCGGCGUUAUGCUGAUGCACCUCCAACGGCUGCGCGUCCGGGGAUUCGCGAACUCGUGGCUGACCGUCGCCAAGCGAGUGCUGGCGUACAUACCGAAGACCAGCCUGGCCGACCAGGACGUGAUAAACGCGGUGGUCAACGAGCAGCCGGGCAUUGUAUAUAGGAUCGAGUGUACCUGGAACAUUCAGCUGAGCGAUCGCACGAUGAGCGACGCCUGCUAUCGCGACGCCAACCACAUAAACAUCCUCCAUUGGAACUCACCGCGGAAGCAGGAGGUGCGCAACAAGCACGUCAACGAGUUCCGCAAGUUGCACCGGCUUUUUCUCGAGAUGGACGGCAAUCUGUUGCGGAGACGCUUGUUCGGCUGCGACAGGCACGAAAGUGCGCCUCCAUACAACGAGUCGAGCCCGUGUCGGGAAUUCGAGAAAGGCGCCGGCAUCUUGUACCGCACGCAUCCGUUCCUCUUGGAGUACGAUUAUAGCGUGUACUCGCCGGUGGACGUGGCUCUGGUUACCCAGUGCAGCGUCGAGAGGAUACCGCUGUUGGAGGCGUUGUCGAGACACUGGCCGGGCACCAUAAGCAUUGCGAUUUACCUGACCGACGCCGAGGUGCAGAACUUUCUGGACUUCGUGCGGGGCUCGGCGGACCUGCGCGCGAGACGGAACAUCGCUUACCACGUCGUCUACAAGGACGGAGAGCUUUAUCCCAUCAAUUACUUGCGAAACACCGCGAUGUCGUACGUAUCGGCUCCUUUCAUCUUCCAACUCGACAUCGAUUUUCUGCCGCAAUUUGGAUUACACGAAAGUAUCAUGGGCUACGUUAAUAAAUUGGGUGUGAACGAGUCGGACAAGGUAGCUCUGAUCGUGCCGGCAUUCGAGACCGAACGCUACAGAUUCGAUUUCCCCGCCGAUAAGGAAGAACUAUUGAAGUUUCUCAAACGCGGAAUUUUGUACACGUUUCGCUAUCAUGUCUGGACGCAGGGCCACGCCGCCACGAAUUACAGCGUUUGGCGGAGCAGCUCGGAACCGUACGAAGUAUCAUGGGAGCCGGAUUUCGAGCCUUACAUCGUAGUUUCGAAAUCCGCUCCGCGAUAUGACACGAGAUUUAUCGGAUUUGGAUGGAAUAAAGUUUCCUACGUGACCCAUUUAACAGCGCUCGGUUAUAAGUACAUAGUUCUGCCGGACACGUUCAUUAUUCAUCGACCUCACGCCCCUAGUCUAGACAUCGGCAAAUUUCGGACCGAUUCCGUUUACAGAAGAUGUCUGAAAAGAUUGAAGGACGAAUUUGUCAGAGAGCUGAUGGAGAAGUACGGCGAGGCUGCGUUGUCGAAACUUAAGAGAGAGACCAAAAGAGAGAGAGAGAUUGAGAGGACACGAUGAUAUAUUUUAUGUCACGAUUUAUUUAAGAGAUACACAACGUGCGAUAAAGUGCGAAGCGCAAUAUAUAUGUAUAUUUUUUCUCGACGACGGGGAAAAUGUAUGAUGGAUAUUUUCCUAAGAAUGAUAUACACACUUUUUUAAAUAAAAUAUACUCUACGUUUAUUUACCGGUUUACUUACUAAAAAUAAUAGGAGCGUCGUUACAACAGGAGGUGCGUUAACGGAAAAGAACUGGCGGUAGAGAGGGGGAGAAAGGAGGGGGAAGUAGACAGAAAGCAACAUGUGGCGGGUUGGGAAGUAUUUAUUAAAAUUUAACUCAUAUAUAUAUAUAUAUAUUUAGUGGAGUGUACAGAGUGGUGCGCUUUUAGUACAUUAUCGUAAUAUUACAAUCACACUAAAUAUUUCAUUUAUAAAAUAUGUAUAAUAUUUACAACGCGCGCCGGUGUUUCGGAUCACAUCGUGUAAAUCAUACUCGGUCUAGAAACGCGUCACGAAAUCACGAAAAUUUCAAAUGUCCGUUACGUAAUCCGGUGUGUGUCCUUGGCGAAGGAUUACGGUAAUGACGACAAUAAUGGCGGCAUCAGUAAUGACGUAAACUUAACAGCGUAAUACGGUGUAAUAGUAAUAAGGAUAUGCGACACUUUCACGAGGUUACGAGCUUCCCUUUUCCUGAUAGGUCCGAGGUGUGUCGACCUUCCUUUCGACUUACAGGACUAUUUUGUCGUAAAACCACUUAGGAUUAAGAAGACCCGAUAUGAGACCUCGCGAUUUUCGCAAAAAACUACGGUAAUAAUUAUAGUAUUAUAUAUAAAAAGUGUAAAAAUUACAGUUAUAUAUUAAAGAAAAGGUUGUAAUAGUAAUGGUAAACCAAUAAUAAUAACAAGGAU
Dinoponera quadriceps is the source of this 2576-nucleotide messenger RNA. Its product is annotated as glycosyltransferase-like protein LARGE2. The coding region runs from base 188 to 1690 and encodes 500 amino acids. Gene Ontology annotation, molecular function: xylosyltransferase activity; glucuronosyltransferase activity. NCBI's taxonomy places the organism in Eukaryota, Metazoa, Arthropoda, Insecta, Hymenoptera, Formicidae. Gene Ontology annotation, biological process: protein O-linked glycosylation via mannose. The record is from RefSeq and is a predicted model, not a curated record. The transcript has 8 exons.